AUAGUAAUUUCUUGCUUUUAUUUAUAUUGAUCGCUCCUCGUAUUUUGGAGAUACGUUUUCAAGAGAUCAAUAAAGUUCAAUGUUAUCUGUUCUGAUGUAGUCAUAAUAAGUAACAAACUAAAAAACACAAAGUAGUGCCCAAAUUAAUCGGUAGCCAUAAUUAAAACUAAUCUCUCUUUUUGAUUUGUUAAUUACAUUAAAUAAUAAUAAUAAUUAUUAUUAUUAUAAACUUGAUUUCCUAAUUAAAGGAGUUGUUGACAAAACACAACAAAACAUUGAAGAUGUUACAACGGAAAAGUGUAUUAUUUGCUAUAGGGGAAGCAGAACAUGUCGUUGAUGUUCAGGACAUUGGACCUGAAACUACACUCAACACAUAUCUUAGAGAAAAAACAUUCCUAACUGGUACCAAAAGAAUGUGUUUGGAAGGUGGCUGUGGAGCAUGUACGGUAGCUGUGGAAGCGAUUAUUCGUGGGAAGAAAAAAGUGUUUUCAGUGAAUUCUUGUUUGGUAUCUAUUUUGUCAUGUCACGGAUGGAAAAUUCACACUAUAGAAGGUAUAGGUAAUUCUUUGAUGGGUUACCAUGAGAUCCAAAAAAAUUUAUCUGAGAAUUAUGGUACACAAUGUGGAUUUUGCUCCCCCGGUAUGGUUAUGAACAUGUUCGCUCUGCAGGAAUCGGGUCAAGCAACGAAAGAACACAUUGAGAAUUCUUUUGGUGGGAAUAUUUGUAGAUGUACUGGAUACAGACCCAUAUUACAUGGUUUCAAAAAGCUUGCUUCUGGAAGUAAUGAAAUAAAAUUACAAGGUGAAGAAAUACCUGAUAUUGAGGAACUGCAACUUUGCUCGGAAUAUUCACAAAAAAAUUGUACCAAAUCCCUCAAAAAGCCUAAAAAAAAUUUUCUCAUGCAGGCAAAAGAAUCGAAGUGGAUAAGAGUCCACACUUUGCAGGAUUUAUUGGAAGUUCUGAAAAUAUCUGAUGUCAAAAACUAUAUGUUGGUUAGUGGUAAUACUUCUAGAGGUGUAUUUAAGGACACUUCAAUCCCAGACUUAUAUAUAGAUAUAAAAGACACCUUUGAGUUAAUAGAAUUUUCCGGAAACGGUGAUAUGCUGAAUAUCGGUGGCAACGUGAAUUUAACGGAUUUUGCUGAUAUUUGUCUAAAAAUGUCGGAAAAUAAGAAAUUUUCAUACCUAAAACAGAUAGUGAAGCAUAUAGACUUGGUAGCUACUGUUCAGAUCAGAAAUGUUGGAAGUAUAGCUGGUAAUUUGAUGAUGAAGUAUCAGCACAACGAAUUUCAAUCAGAUAUUUUUUUAUUACUGGAAACUUUCAAUGCUACGAUAGUAAUUGUUGACGUCGAUUCCAAUGAAAUAUUUGUAUCGCCACAAGCUUUCCUUAAAACCGAUAUGAAAAAAAAAGUAAUUAAAAAUAUUGUAUUCAACGCUUUGGAUGAUUCAUACGUAUUUUCAACAUUCAAGAUAAUGCCAAGAGCACAAAAUGCGCAUGCUAUGGUUAAUGCUGGGUUUCUAAUUAAACUCUUAAAUGGUACUGUCAAAUUAGCGAGAAUAAUUUAUGGUGGCAUUAAUCCCAAAUUUAUUCAUGCUACGCAAACCGAGAAAAUGUUAAUAGGCAAACAAUUGUACGAUGAGACUGUACUACAAAAUGUAUUUGAGUCGCUUGAUGAAGAAAUUAAUCCCGAUUAUGUUCUUCCCGACCCGACACCUGGCUUUAGAAAAAAUUUGGCUAUAUCUCUGUUUUAUAAAUUUGUUUUGAAGACAUGCCCCCCAGAAAAGGUGAAUGUUAAGUACAGAAGUGGUGGCGAUCUUUUCAAUAGACCGUUAUCGACUGGAACCCAGGAGUUUGGAACCGAUAAAAAACUUUGGCCUCUAACACAACCUAUACCCAAACUUGAAUCAUUGGCUCAAUCUUCUGGACAGAUGGAGUAUAUUAUGGAUAUGCCAAAACUACCAAAAGAAGUCCAUGCUGCACUAGUUACCGCUAAAGCACCAGCAGGAUCUAAAAUACUCAGUAUAGAAACCUCCACAGUGUUGAAAUUACCGGGAGUUAUAGCAUUUUUUGACAAAAAAGACAUUCCUGGUAGGAAUGUUUUCACACCACUAGAUAGUACCAUGUAUUUCUCUGUGGAGGAAGAAUUAUUUUGCAGUGGUAUAGUACAAUACUACAAUCAAGUAAUAGGAAUCAUUAUAGCAAAAACCGAAGAAAUUGCUUGGAAAGCUGCGGACUUAGUAGAAGUCAAAUAUGCACCACCUACGAAUAAAGCUUAUUUGGAUGUUAGAGAAGUUGUUGCGGAUAAUAUAACUAACAGAAUCACACAUAUAAGCACACUUUUACCAAAAGAAAAAGGAAAAGAUAUCAUCAAAGUGAUAAAAGGAGACUUUUAUAUUGGAAUGCAAUAUCAUUAUCAUAUGGAAUUACAGUCUUGUAAAGUUGUACCACUUGAUGAUGGAGGUAUUGAUAUUUUUUCCACCACUCAGUGGAUGGAUGCAAAUCAGCAAGGAGCUUCGACUGUUUUGAAUAUGCCAACAAAUAAAAUCAAUAUCAAGGUUAGGCGACUUGGUGGAGGUUUUGGGGCGAAGAUCUUAAGAAACACAUUAAUAUCGACAGCUACUGCUCUAGCCGCUGUCAAACUUCAAGUACCAGUAAAUAUGAUACUCCCUCUGGAAAGUAACAUGGAUGUCUUAGGAAAACGUUAUCCCUUGUUUACAAAAUACGAGGUAGGAGUAAACGCAUCAGGGGUUAUUCAAUAUCUAGAAGCCGAACUUUAUUCUGAUAUGGGUAUUGGAGGAAAUGAACCAUUUGAAUCUUUGAUGGUUGCUAGUUUUCAAAAUUGCUAUGAUUCCAGGACUUGGGAGUUUUCAACAUAUGCUGUUAAGACGGACAUGCACGCCAAUUGUUAUACAAGAGCACCUGGAACCGUCGAAGGUACAGCCGCAAUUGAAGCAAUUAUGGAACAUAUAGCUCUAACAAUGAAUUUAGAUCCUAUAGAAGUGAAAUUAUCGAACACUAAUACUCAAUUAUCUCCAGAUAUGCCAAAUUAUUUCACCAAUUUGAAAACGUGGGCUAAUAUUGACGCCAGGAGAGCAGACAUAGAAUUUUUCAAUAAGGCUAAUAGAUGGCGAAAAAGAGGUUUAUCCGUUGUACCAUUAAGAUGGGUGUUGGAAGUUUAUGUAAACUACACUGUUAUUGUUUCUAUUUAUCAUGGAGAUGGUGGAGUUGCUAUAUCCCACGGAGGAGUUGAAAUGGGACAAGGUAUUAAUACUAAGGUUAUUCAAGUAUGCGCAUACAAAUUUGGAAUAGAUGUGAGCAAAGUUAGUGUAAAACCGAAUUAUAAUUUCGUAGCUCCCAAUUGCUCUAGUUCUGGAGGUAGCUUAACCAGUGAAGCUAUUUGUUAUGCCGUUAUUAGAGCAUGCGAUACACUCUUGGAGAGAAUGAAACCAAUAAAAGACAAAAUGAAGAAUCCUACUUGGGUUGAUGUUGUUAAUGCCUGUUUUGAUGCCCAAAUUCAACUGUGUGCUACAGGAUAUUUCAAUGGAACAUCGCCUGGUAUUGUGAGUUAUCCAAUAUUUGGAAUAUGUGCUACGUCAGUAGAAGUGGAUAUACUGACAGGACAACAACAAAUUCUACAAGUUGACAUAAUUGAAGAUUUGGGCCAAAGUAUGAGUCCUUUAAUAGAUAUUGGACAAAUUGAGGGAGCUUUCGUUAUGGGAAUUGGUUACUACACAACAGAAGAGUUGAUUUAUGACUCAGAAGGCAAAUUAAUGACAAAUAGAACAUGGACGUAUAAACCACCAGGCGCUAAGGAUAUACCAAUAAACUUUAGAAUAAAGUUUACUGAGAACAGUGAAAAUCCUGUUGGUGUUCUGAAAUCAAAAGCUGUUGGUGAACCACCAAUCUGUCUCUCGAUUGCGGUACCUUUGGCAAUUAGAAAUGCUUUAAGCUUUGCUAAGAAAGAAACUAAUCCCACCAACACGGAUUGGAUACCAUUUGAUGGUCCUACAACUGUAGAGAAAACGUUUUUAUAUGCAAAAAAUAAUUAUAAGCAGUACGUUUUACAUUAGAUAUAAGUGAUUACUUAUCUCUCAUUUAUAUAACAAAUAAAAUUACUUGAAUAGAACUGAA
Diorhabda sublineata is the source of this 4131-nucleotide messenger RNA. RefSeq names its product aldehyde oxidase 4-like. Bases 282 to 4070 code for a protein of 1262 amino acids. Lineage: Eukaryota; Metazoa; Arthropoda; Insecta; Coleoptera; Chrysomelidae. The record is from RefSeq and is a predicted model, not a curated record. Gene Ontology annotation, molecular function: iron ion binding; 2 iron, 2 sulfur cluster binding; oxidoreductase activity. The transcript has 21 exons.